AUGGAUGUGAGGGAAGUUGCGGAGGAGCUCCGCUCAAGAUUCCCCUGCCGGAAGCGACAGAUCGAGGACAUUCUCCUACACGUCGGAGGACCGUUCGAUCGCAUGCCGCCGCUCUUCCUCUGUGGGCCAUCAGGCACGGGCAAAACAGCCGUGAUCCGAGCGGCGCUUACGCAGAUGCGCCGUCCCCACGUCUACCUCCCCCUCACCUCCGCCUGCGGCUCCCAGCAAUCCGUCUACCACGCGGUUCUGACCCAGCUGGCCCAGCAGCAGCAGCAGCAGCAGCAAGGGGAGCAGCAAGGGGAGCAACAAGGAGAGCAGGCACGAGAACGGACAUGCGUGUUGCCUGCAAUCCCCGCUUCCUUCCACUCCACCAUUCCCAACCGUGCUGUAUUUCUGAAGGCACUGCUGCGGGUUUUGUCAGGGGAGGCGGAAGGGGAAGGGGAAGAUGCGGAAGCGGAAGUGGCUGCCACGGCUGGUGCAGCGCACCAAGAAACAGACAGUGACGAGGGUCGGCGCAGCAAAGAGCAGAGCUAUGGAGGGCGCGAGGAGGCAGCAGGAGAGUGUGCGUUGCAGCAUGAGGAGGCAGCGCUGCGAAACAAGAGGGCAGCGCAGCAGCCGCCAGCGUCGCCCCGCCAUGCGAAACGGCCCACGGUGCACACGCAGGCAGAGGCGGAUGAUGCGAGCGGAGAGCGGGAGAGGGCGGGAGCGAGCGGGCUGUGGUUCGUGAUGAACGGCGGUGGGCAGGCUGGGGGUGUGGGACCCGCGGAUGAGAUGGAGGAGGGGGAAGUGAGGAGUGAGGACGGUGAGGAGGAAGAAGGACAGGAGGCGGGAUUCGAGGUGGAGGGGGAGGAGAGAGGAGAAGAGAUAGAGGGGCAGAAGGAGGGGGAUGAGGAGGGGGGCGAGGGGUACGAAGAGGAUGACGAUGUGAUUGAGGUGGGUCCUGUUGCGGUAAGGAUUCAGCUGGUAAAGCAGCAGGAGGAGGAGGAGCAGAUGGAGCAGCAGAUGCUGCAGGACGUACUGGUGCAGGAGCAAAGGCCCGGCAGCAGAGAGAAGCACAAGGGUCUAGGAGGACCAGGAGAAGGAGGAGGAGGCCCCACCCACCCAAGUGCGAGGCGCUCCUUGGCUGCCGCAUUCGCAGGUGCAGAGGGCACCAAAGUGGCGGAUGACGGAAGGAGGCAGGCUGCCUGUGAGAAUGGGGCCGCUUCUACGGGCCCGCAGUGCAGCCCUCGUGCAGCGGCCGAUAAGGAACCGCAAGCCUGCCUGGUGAAGCCCUGUAUUGAUGCUACAGUGUACCUCGUUAUAGACAACCUGGAGCAGCUCAAAGCCUUCCCUGCAGGGGAAGGCCCGCAGCUGCUGGAAACGUUCCUCCGCCUGCCCGAACUGUUGGGGCAGUCCAACUUAGGGCUAAUCCUAGUGAGCAAGCUGGACUGGGCGUCAACUUGUGGGCUUGGCGCUGCAGGGAUGGGGGGUGGGGGCAGCUGGGGCGGAGGCUGGGGAGGCGGAUGGGGAGGCGGAUGGGGAGGAGGAGGGGCAGCAACAGCAGCGGCUAUGGCAGUGGCGGCAUGUGAGCCAGUGACGGUGUUCUUCCCACCGUACAGCGACAAGGAACUGGAAACGGUUCUCGUGGGCAUGAGGCCGAAUCAGCCGCUCUUCCUCUCCUUCCUCAGGCAGGUGGUUCCAGUGUAUACCCGUGCCUACCGCUCCCUGCCGCACCUCGCCUCGCUCGUGGACCACUCCUGGCCGCUCUACACCGCUCCCAUUGCCACAGGCUCUGUGUCCCCCGACCACCCCAGCUGUGCUCGCCUGCUGUAUAUGAGAGCACAGGAGCACAUAGGAACCACACUCAAGCAGCCCGUCUCAACCCUCGUACGCUCGUCAGUCGUGGAUACUCCUGCUGUUGCUGCUACUGCUGGAGCUCCAAUGGACGUUCCAGAUCUUCCCAUCAUGACAAGAUUCGCCCUUGUCGCAGCAUUUACCUGCUCCCGCAACCCAGCACCGUCAGAUGUAACCCUUUUUAACUUCUCGGACUCCGCACAGCCCGGUGGAAGCGGGUUUCGGUCCAGGAGGAAGAGGAAGGCAAGUGCAGGGGACCUGGACAAGCAGGCUAGAGAGGCCAGGGAGGCUCAGCAGCACGGCCCCAUUCCCUUCCCUCUUUCGCGCUGGCUGCUCAUGGCUCACCACUUGGUGAAAGCUCACUGGUCCUCUCCUCUCGCCUCGGUUUCUAGUGGUGGUGCUGCUGAGUCAGCUCCUGCUGUGGAUGACAGCUUGCUGACUCAGCUUGCGACUCUUGUUCGCGGUGGGCUGGUGAGCCAGUCAGGGGAAGACAGGCUGGCUAGCACAACACGCUUCAAGUGCAGUGCGAGAAAGGAACUGGUGAAGCAGGUGGCGAACACUCUUGGCAUUCGACUGGAGCAGCUUCUGCUUUUUGGUCCGGGCUUUAACUCCCUCUCGGCGUGGCUCUUAAGGCGAGGUCUGAGCACGGACCGGGACGGUGGGGAGAGAGGCGACACAGGGCUCAGCGACCUGGGUCCGGGCAUGGGCUUGGGCCGGGAGGGCCCGUCCGCGCAGGCGCUCAUGCCGCCGGGUCCGCGGGACGACCUCCGCGCGGGCGCGGGCGCGGGGGAAGGCGCGGAGGCGGAAGGCGCGGAGGCUGCACCAGCGGAGGACGACCAUUUACCGGAGGACGAUCAGGAGGCGGUGCUGGAUUCGGUGGUGAAGGUGUACGCCGUGGGGAGCAGCCCCAACUACCGCCUGCCCUGGCAGAACAAACCGCAGCGCGAGGUCACCGGCUCAGGGUUCGUGAUUAUGGGCCGUCGGAUCCUCACCAGCGCGCACAUCGUGGCCGACCAGGCGUUCGUGCUCGUGAGGAAGCACGGCUCGCCCAAGAAGUACCUCGCGCAGGUGCUAGCAGUGGUGCAUGAGUGCGACCUGGUGCAUCCCCCUCCUCUCCCUUUGACCCCCUCCUGCCCCCGCACUCUCCCCCCCCCCUCCCCUUCCCCCUCUCCCCCCCACCAGGUGCAAGCAGUGGCGCACGAGUGCGACCUGGCGCUGCUGACACUGCAGGAGUCGGUAGCUGUGGUGGGGUACCCUCAAGGCGGCGACAACAUCAGCAUCAGCAUGGGAGUGGUCUCACGCGUGGAGCCCACCAAGUACGCACACAGCGGGGCGCACCUGCUGGCCAUCCAGAUUGAUGCGGCAAUCAACCCCGGCAACAGCGGGGGACCCGCCCUCAUCAUGACCCACGUGCCCGUCGCGGCAGGAGAUAGCACCACCAGCAGUGCUGCUGCUGAUGCUGCUGCUGGCGCGUACGGCAGCAGCAGCAGCAGCAGUAGUGGUGGUGGUGGUAGAGAGACAAGCAGAAGCGGUGGCAGUGGGAAUGGAAGGGAUUUGAUGAAUUCACACCGCAUGGAUUCUCAACUGCAGGGAGAGUCUGCUGGUAAGGCAGGGGGGAUGCAGCGGCGAUCAGGGUUGGAGGAGGAGAGCGAUUCACCCAGCAUAAAGGGGCUGGGCUGGGGGGACGAGGGCGGGGACGUGAUGCUGGGGCUAGGGGGGGAAGGUGGGCGGGAGGAGUGGGAGGGGGAGGAGGGGGAGGAGGAGGUGGGGGUGGGAGGGGGUUGGGCGGAGAUAGAAGCGGAGCGGGCGGCAGAGGAGGCGGCGGCGAGGGCGACACCGGUGGCGAUGAGAGUAGAGUACCGCGUAGUGGGGGUGGCUUUCCAGAACCUCACUGGGGCUGAAAACAUCGGCUACAUAGUACCCACGCCCAUCAUCCACCGAUUCCUGCACGAUGCAGCGCUGCACCACCACCGCUUCCACGGCUUCUCCUCCUUGGGCGUGGCAUGCCAGCCGCUUGACAACUGGCAGCUGCGCGCGCACCUGCGCCUGCCGCCGACUGCUACAGGCGUGCUGGUGAACGCGGUGCAGCCUCUCAGUGAGAGCAGCCGGUGGAUCAAGAAGGACGAUGUGUUGACUGCAUUCGACUGCGUGCCUAUAGCCGAUGAUGGUUCCGUGUUGUUCCGCAAGAGGGAGCGACUGCCGUUUGACUACCUGGUGUCGCUCAAGGGCAGUGGGGAGAGGGCCAUGGUGUCAGUGUACCGAGGAGGGCAGCUCAUGCACUUCGACAUGACCGUCAACCCGCUCCCCCCGUUGGUGCCAGCGCAGCAGUUUGACAGUGCCCCAAGCUACUUCAUAUUCGCAGGGCUCGUCUUCAUGCCGCUCUCCCAGCCCUACCUGCAUGAAUACGGCCCCGACUGGCUCCACUCCUCCCCCCGCCGCCUCUGCGACCUCGCCCUCCGCAACCUGCCCGAGAAACCCGGGCAGCAAAUCAUCAUCCUCUCGCGGGUGCUCCCUGACGAGGUCAACGGUGGUUAUGAGCGGCUGGCAGACCUGCAGGUGCUCAAGGUGAAUGGGAUGGAGGUGGACAAUAUUCGCCAACUCAAAGACGCCGUGUUUGAGACAUCUGGGCCGUUCGUUCGGUUCGAUCUGGAGGACGGGCGGAUCAUAGCCAUUGACAUGGCAGCUGCCAGGAAGUCGAAUGCGCAGAUUCUGCGGCGCUACCGCGUGCCGAGUGCAUCCUCUUGGGACCUCCGCCAAAUGGCCGACAGCAACUCCCACGACAGCCACAGCCGCUUCUGA
Closterium sp. NIES-65 is the source of this 4632-nucleotide messenger RNA. Lineage: Eukaryota; Viridiplantae; Streptophyta; Zygnematophyceae; Desmidiales; Closteriaceae. The record is from the annotation of a GenBank genome assembly.